UCACACACGCCACCCAGAGCCUGGAGCAGGAUCCCAGGGAGGGGCGUCGCGGUGGGGGCAUGGGUGCCGUGAGCUGAGUCUCCUUCAGAAACCAGAGCCAACUUGGCAGCCCUGUCGCUGUGGGAAAGGAAUACCCUUUCCUGGAGGGAGGCCAGCGUUUACUCCCUUUACAGCUGCAGCGUGCGGGGGAGGGAGGUGCCAUCCCAUACCCAUCCGUGGAGGUUUUGCAACCCAAUGAGUGAACCCUUUGGGACUCAGGGCUGAGCAGCACCUCUUCCCGGGCCCGGCCCUGCGUGGCGGCCACCUGCGAUCCAAGUGGUACCAGGCAAGUGCAGAGGAGGGCACUCACAGGGCCAGGACACUGCCCACCGGGGCCUUUACCAGGCUUUGGGGCUGCCUCCUGACCGAGCUCAACAGGCCCAGGCAGCUGCUGCCUGAGCCACCGUGGGUGUCCCAGCCGCCCAGGGAGCGACAGCCACAUUCCAGGCUCUGGGCUGGCAGGGAAGGUCGGCCGCAAGUUUCGACAGGAGACUGGCUGACGUUCAGGCACAUCGGCACUGAGAGGUUCCUCCCUUCCCCGGGAGGUCCCAGGUUGAGGAGAUGGAAGAACAGGUGUUCAAGGGGGACCCUGACACCCCUCAUUCCAUCUCCUUCUCGGGCAGUGGGUUCCUCUCCUUCUACCAGGCCGGGGCGGUGGAUGCCCUUCGGGACCUGGCCCCCCGGAUGCUGGAAACAGCCCAUCGCUUCGCUGGGACAUCAGCAGGUGCGGUGGUGGCAGCCUUGGUCAUCUGUGGGAUCGAAAUGGAUGAAUACCUUCGAGUCCUCAAUGUGGGUGUGGCCGAGGUGAAGAAGUCCUUCUUGGGUCCCUUAUCGCCGUCCUGUAAGAUGGUGCAGAUGAUGAGGCAGUUUCUGUACCGGGUCCUGCCUGAGGACUCCUACAAGGUCACCACCGGGAAGCUCCACGUGGCCCUCACCCGGUUCACGGAUGGAGAGAGUGUGGUGGUUUCAGAGUAUACGUCCAAGGAAGAGCUCAUUGAGGCCCUGUACUGCAGCUGCUUUGUCCCUGUGUACUGUGGCCUUAUUCCUCCAACUUACCGUGGCGUGCGGUACAUCGACGGGGGCUUCACCGGCAUGCAGCCCUGCUCCUUCUGGACCGACUCCAUCACCAUCUCUACCUUCAGCGGGCAGCAGGACAUCUGCCCACGGGACUGCCCCGCCAUCUUCCACGAUUUCCGCAUGUUCAACUGCUCCUUCCAGUUCUCCCUGGAGAACAUUGCCAGGAUGACCCAUGCCCUGUUCCCCCCAGACCUGAUGAUCCUCCACAAUUAUUACUACCGAGGGUACGAAGAUGCCGUUUUGUACUUGAGAAGGCUGAAUGCUGCUUAUCUUAAUUCUCCUUCCAAGAGAGUGAUUUUCCCCCGGGUAGAAGUGUACUGCCAGAUAGAACUCGCCCUUGGCAACCAGUGUCCUGAAUGCUGUCAACCGAGCCUCCAAAGAGAGCCGGCCAGUCCAAAAGAAUCCAGACAACUUCACACACAGUGGGCUCCCAAAGGGGAUGGAAGGGGUGGCCACAGUCCACCUCUGUCCCCACCCAUGCAGGCACCUGAAUCCACAUGUGACUGGCCUGUGGAGUCACCUGUUUCAUCACCUGCAUCGCCACCAGCCUCAUCAGCAUCAUGUUCUCCAACUGACUUGCCACCUGCGUCACUCCCAGCUGUGCCCUUACGCCCCAGCUCAACACCUGGGCUGUCACCUGAAUCACCAUCACAGCAGAUACAACCGGCUGAAUCACCACCCACGUCCCCACCCGCACAGGCAUCUGCAUCACCCAGGCCAUCCCUGGGGCCUUCCACUGUGGGGGCACCUCCAGUGUUGCCCCGAUAUUCUUCAGCAUCACCUGCACAGCCACCUGUGGAGGAACUGGGCCCAGAACAGCCCCAAGGUGUGGACCCUUCUGGCCUGUCUCAGCUGCCUCACAUCCGGAGCCCAUUGGCGACUCCCUUUGCCUCUUCAAAUUUGAAAAGCACCGUGCCUCUGGCUAAUGUGAAGGAAACCGCCAGCAAACCUCACGCAGUGGAGAGGCCUGCUGAAGAGUCCAACUGGGUGAGCAAGGUAUUCAAGAAGAACAAACAAAAGACAAGUGGCACCAGAAAAGGCUGCGUAAGACAUCCACGAAGCAAGAAAACAGGCAGCAAAGUGCAGUCUGCCCCCUGCCCACUUGACUUCUCUCUGACCUCCACCUCCGAGACAGUUUGGGUCGCCUACAAGCCUCAUCCCAGCUGCAUCCAGGAAUACAGCUGCCCCGAGGUGUGGAACUCCCCAGGGUGUCCCUGGGGGCCAGACACUGCCGGUCCUGUGCCAGGAUGCUGUGGUGACCUCUGAGCCCCGUCAGCCCAUCUUUCUUUCUGCCCCCACCUGCCUCUUCCUGGUCAAGGGUCAAGGCCAACACUAGCCUGUAGAAUGCCUUGUGCACCAAGAAAAGAGCACCCUCUCCUUGAGAACUUGACUGCCACCUGCUGGAAAGUUGCCGUAAUGGGCUGGGUUUUUUUGAACAAUUGAUUACUGACUGCUUGAACACUGUAUGAAUGACGUGCAGCAUCAGUACGUCUGUGAGCGCCUGCCCUUUUGGACUGGCAGUGUAUCCUUGUUCAGUGUGCAGUCCACACGACUGUACUCAGCAUACUGGAGACCCCUCUACCUCUUCCUAAAAAACCAAAUAUCAACCAGACUUUUGUAAGUCAAAAAAUAUGGCAAACACGCUUUCACCAACUCCUGCUUUGCAAAUGGAACUCUGCUUUUGCAGAAGACCACUUGUAUGACAAAGUAAACCCUUGAACUGGCUUUUGAUACAAAUUGAGAUUUCCUAUUUCCACAUAUCAAUGUGGCUAUUUGCUCAGGAUGCCCAAAGCAUAUGAAGCUGUGAGCAGUGGUCUCAGUGGAUAUAAGGGGAGGGGAGUACUAGAUUUGGGACUUGGAGAUGAUGAAUUUGUGUCCUUUUUCUAGGAAACUGUGAGCUGAGAGAGGAAACUUGAGCUGAAACGGGAGAGAACCUGAUGCCCGGGAGGCUGAACCUUCUCCUCACUGUUCUCAGACGCCCUCCUUUCACCCCAGGCCUUGCAAGGACCGGGGUCCCACCCACCACCAAGCCUGUUGGGGUAGAGGGUCCUGCUUCCCCCAGGCAAGAGCCUCCUUGUCUAAACAUCCUCCCAGCUUCCCUUGGGUCCUUCCACUACUCUGCUCUGGACAGACAGAUGGACGUCAGAACAGACAGUAAGAGAGGGCAGCACAGCCUCCUCCCAGGCAGCUGGGCUCUGAGUCCUCCUCCCAACCCGGCCUGAGUUUGCUUCUUUGAGAUCCUCGUCCUCCCCCAGGAGUUCAUCCACGGGGCAAAACUGUCGGGGGUCAGGCAGAGCUGAGCCAUGGACACCCUUUCCUGUUUCCUGCAGUGUCAAGAGACCACAUCUUCUUCUGCUAUUUGUUUUUUGUUCACACAAUACACAAAAGGCUUGACCUGGAACCAGCAGACUCCAUCUCGGCCACUCACGGGAAUCCCCUGGAGGCACUGACCUGGCCAGAAGCCUUUACCAGCUUUUACCCCGGGGAUUACUGGUGCAGCUGGGGGAGCGGG
Messenger RNA from Bubalus bubalis (water buffalo), 3628 nucleotides. It is a transcript of the gene PNPLA1, whose product is annotated as patatin like phospholipase domain containing 1. Gene Ontology annotation, molecular function: triacylglycerol lipase activity. The record is from RefSeq and is a predicted model, not a curated record. Gene Ontology annotation, biological process: lipid homeostasis; triglyceride catabolic process. The transcript is spliced from 9 exons. NCBI's taxonomy places the organism in Eukaryota, Metazoa, Chordata, Mammalia, Artiodactyla, Bovidae. Gene Ontology annotation, cellular component: lipid droplet; cytoplasm; membrane. Bases 601 to 2382 code for a protein of 593 amino acids.